AUUAUAGACCUUAUGAAGAUUAAGAGUGAAUUAAUGCAAAUGCCUUGGGUGAUGCCUAAAAUUAUUAUAUGUGGAGCUUGCGAAUAUUAAGACCGAACAUAUGUAUGUUAAUAUACACAUAAACAAAUACGGAAACUGGUUAGCUAAGACUGUUGUUGGUGAUAUGAAAUAUUUCGAAUAAAGUGAAAUUUUUUUUAAUUAACUUAAAAACAAUCAUGUAUUCAGAAUGGGUUUCUCUAUCAACCCAAAUUGCCGCCAACAGUUGUGGGGCACAGUGUUACAGUGUUUUAAAUAAAUUUCCAGCUUCUGCUGGUCGAGAAGUGGCUGUUUCUGUUGUUAAGCAGCUGGCCACUAAUUUAGGCAUAACUCAAAAUGCUGAGCCGAGUCAUUUGGUCAAGGAUGAGGAGGUCAAAUGGUGCAUGGAUGUAGUGUGCUUUGGACUCUCACUUCCCCUGCAUGAGCACGAAACCAUUAAAGAUUGUGUAAACGUGUACUGCGAAUGGUUAACUGCUCUGCACCCUCAGCCGCGUAUUAGCGUUCCCAAGCCUAUAUGCGAAGACGCCAAUUUAUACGCCCGACAAAUAAUUAACCAUUUUCAUAACCUCUUCGUGCCGCGUCAGGGUGAAUGUUCCGAUAUCAUCAAGCGGCAAACUGUGCUUUGUCACCGCGUUUUACGCACAUUACAGCAGACAGCACAGAUCUCAACGCAAAUGGAUCGUCAGACUUGGGAAACGCUGCUGCUAUUUCUGCUAGCCAUCAAUGAAAUCCUACUAGCCCCUCCUGCUGUCAGAGAUGACGUGGGAGAUCAGCUGUGUGAGCGCGUAAUCUCAGUGCUCUUCGAGGUGUGGUUAUUAGCUUGUGUACGCUGCUUUCCUUCGCCGUCAUUGUGGAAAACGCUACAGGAAGCGUGCUCAUUCUGGCGCCAUCGGAUUGCUUUGGCAGACCAAUGGAAUCGUGUUAACAUGGCAUUAACCGCCCGACUACUUAAAUUUAGCUAUGGACCUACCUUCCCGCAAAUAAAAAUAGCCGAAGAAGAUGCUCAACUCAUACCAGCAGCUAUGUCAAACGAUUGCGUUGCCCAAACUUGGUAUCGCUUUUCACGUAUUAUUGGCAGUCCAACAGCGUUGUGCUCGCCACAUGGCAUAAGUAAAUCACCUCAUUUCGUACAGUGGGCUCUUACUCUUGAAAAAGGCACUGAGACGCAUCAGCAUCCCUGCUUGCAACUCCUACCACAAAUCUUUCUAAGUACGAUGAAGGGCGUCUCCACCCAGAUUGAUGCUUUUCUUGGUUUAGGUAAAACUACCUUAAAUACUGCAUUAAUACCAACGUCGGAUCAACCCGCCGUUAGCACAACAAUCUCAUCAACUUCCAUGAUGGCCCGCCCCCUAUUAGCGAUUUCGCGGCCCAAAAGCAAUAGUAUUUUGCAUUUAUUUGGAGAAUGGCUGUUCGAAGCAGCACAUAUAGGUGGCGAUACAUGGCUGUCGAAUCGAAAUAAACAAGUGUCUGAAGACAACAAAAGACCGUCAUCCAUGGUUAUGGAUCAUCGUAAAGGAUCAAUCUCGUUAUCCCAACCAAAUUCCCUUAAUGAUGCAUCGUCCCUACCACAUACAUUAACUAUUGAUAAAUUCGAGUCCGGGCGUGCUGUUGCCAUUGGUACUUUGUGUAAGAUCUUUAGCUCAAAAAAGGCCGGUGAAGAUAUUUUGCCAGUUUAUUUGGCGCGGUUCUACAUUGCGUUGCAGCAGUGCCUGAAGAUUACAGAGUCCCAGGAGUGCGACGAAAUUUUGGCGAGUAUUUUGUUUUACUCUGCAGAUUUAUUUCGCUUAGAUCUGGAUGGCAUCAACGUGCUGCUUCCUGGCUUUGUAGCCGCGCUUGAAACAGUUCUACCCGACAAGGACUUACAGCUUAAGACUCACGCCAUGAUCUUCAAUAAGACUGAGCUACGUCGAUCAGCUAUCAACAUACUGCUGUCUAUUUUAGUAUUACCCUUGCAUUAUCAAAUGGUGCCAAUACGUGAUUUGACAACGGGACCAAACGAAAAAUUUUUUACCUUCAUACAACUUCGAGGACGGCUAAUUAACAUACUAAUGAACGCGCUACAGGUGGAGACCGAUUCUCAAAACAUCCAUAUGAUGCUUGGGGGCUUAAUGCUUUUGGUACAGGAUUCUGUUACAUUCGAAGAGACUGAAAUUGGUGAUUCGGAGAAUUUCCAAUGUACCAGCGGUACGCAACAGCAGAAAUUAAAUUCUUCUAGCUCUGUUGCAGACAAUGCUCAUGGCCUGUUUGUGCGCGCUUCGUAUUUGGUAUGUCACCGUUUAAUCUCAUCAUGGAGGAGCGACUUGAAUGUUUCUCUGGCUGCAUUGGAGUUAUUAGCAGGCUUGGCCCGUAUCCAUAUACGCAAUACAGACGCUUUAGAGUGCAAGCGUGUGGUUAAGUGGAUCUGCGACUAUAUAUGUUAUCAGUGCUCGCGCCCUCCACCGGCACACAGUAAAGAUCUACAUAGCACCAUAGUGGCAGCAUUCCAGUGUACUGCAGCUUGGCUUAUUCAGCACCCAUAUUUACUGCAACACAAGGACUGCCUGCAAACGGUGUUGGAGGUUGUUGAGCUCGGUAUAUCUGGUACAAAGAGUCAAUGUAAGACUGAAGAUAAACCAAGAUUUAAGGAUGAAAAAGAGCUUAAACCGGCAUCUAUGCGAGUGCGCGAUGCAGCAGAGAAUCUGUUAACAAUAAUACUUGAGCAAGUUGGCUACUUCCCUAGCGAGUGCGGAUUUGAGUCAAUAUCUUCUUUGUUGGACGAGUUGGCGCUUAUCAAACAUUGCAACUCGCUUCCAGUUGGGGAUAAUGCGGGUGUCUGCAACCUAGAGCAAGCAAUUCCGAAGUUUAAAUAUUUCGUUACUGAAAAUUCGACAAUACUGGCGCUGUUAGAAGAACCAUUAGGCAAUGAUCAAGACCCGCAACCGACAAUCACGUUGCUCAUCCGUGGACCAUUUGGACGUCAUGCAUGGACAAUGCAAUUGCGACACCUGCCUCGCAGCAAGUCUGGCAUAAAAAAUAACGCAAUUAAUCCUGGCCGUCCGAUUCCCAUGAAUGACAUUACACAGCGGCCUGAAUGUGAUCAGAAAAACUAUCCGGAUGGCGUCAACAAGAUAACUCCUUGUGUCGCCGACUAUUCUAUACCGCUCAUCGAGCAAAUCUGUAAACAGUAUGGUGUCAAAAGCAUACAAGAGCUGGAAUCUAUUUUGGAACAUCAGAGCAUUCACGAAAAAUUGGCUUGGGCUGAAUCUGAUAACAGCGAAGACAGUCUCUCCCACGCACAGGAGUGCAGCCCACCUACUGUUUGCCAGGAGUUUCACGCAGCUCGUCUAUUUCUAUCGCACUUCGGCUUUCUGAGCUUUGAGACCAGAAAUCCAAGCAGCCCAGCAGAGGCAUUGGGAACAUCCUCACAACGUCCGCUUACCGUACUCAGCACGGGCCAGAGUGGCUUCGCAGAGGAUCUCAAGGCUCUGGAUAAUCUAAGCGCACGUACGCACGAUACAGUGCAUGUGUUCUACGUUAAGUCGGGGCAGAUGAAUGCACAGCAUAUUAUAGGCAACAUGACGGAACCGAACUCACUAGACACGCACUUUGGGAAUAUGUUGCAAUCGCUGGGUUGGCCAGUGGUCGUGACGGAACACUCUGGUUGGACAGGAUUUACAAAUAGGUCGAGAUCAGUAAAAAAAAUUGCCGACACAGGCGAGCCGCAGCGAAGCAACGAUAAAAACUAUAGCGGACAACAGCGUGUUCUCUACUGGGCUGAUGUUUCAUCUGAGAUAGCUUUCGUUGCGCCAACGGCCUGGAAUAUGCGGUUCACUGAUGAAACAGAAAAUUGCAAUGACAAUAAAGCUGCGGAAAAUAUUUGGAUGCGCGGCAACAACAGCUUGCCCACAUCUAAGCAGAACAAUUUUUCUUUAGAGUCGGACACGAAAAACAAAGAGCCCAUGCCGCCGACCCGUCGCAGGGCAAUCGCUUCAAAGCCUUCGGUUGUAGCGCAGACGCCUCCGAUAAUUUUCUUAGUAUGGCUGGAGAGUUUCGAGGAUCACUUAAAUUUUCCUUUGCAGGAUCUCUUACCGUACACAAGUACUGGCGAAGAGCAACAGACAAAAGUGUCUGAUUGCCAUAUCAUAUUUCUUCACACGCUCAAUUCAGGUUUGUUGCGUGUGAAGCUGCAAGGACCACCAGGUCGUCUUAAUUUUGCCAUACCUUUGGUUGAUGGCAUGGUGCUCAGUCGACGUGUUGCUGGUAAUUUAGUUCGACAAACAGCAUUAAACAUGUCCCGUAGACGACGGUUAGAUAAUGAUAGCUACCAACCACCACAUGUGCGACGGCGUCUUAAGGUGCAGGAUAUUACGCAAAAGUACAAAAUGGACUUUAGCGAAGCUGAGAUCCUGGCACAUUUAUUUGAACACACAAUAUAGCUGAUAUAUUUCUGAUUUAAGCCCCUUUUUUAAAUUAGCUCUUAAUCUGCAUUUUAAAAGUGCUUAGCUCAAAAAAAAAUAAAAUAAACAAAAUAUUUAUUUCUUU
Scaptodrosophila lebanonensis is the source of this 4557-nucleotide messenger RNA. Its product is annotated as ral GTPase-activating protein subunit beta. The coding region runs from base 216 to 4451 and encodes 1411 amino acids. The transcript is spliced from 12 exons. Gene Ontology annotation, molecular function: GTPase activator activity. Gene Ontology annotation, biological process: activation of GTPase activity; regulation of small GTPase mediated signal transduction. Lineage: Eukaryota; Metazoa; Arthropoda; Insecta; Diptera; Drosophilidae. The record is from RefSeq and is a predicted model, not a curated record.